This is a messenger RNA of Theileria equi strain WA, 2625 nucleotides long. RefSeq lists its product as hypothetical. NCBI's taxonomy places the organism in Eukaryota, Apicomplexa, Aconoidasida, Piroplasmida, Theileriidae. The transcript has a single exon. The coding region runs from base 1 to 2625 and encodes 874 amino acids. The record is from RefSeq and is a predicted model, not a curated record.
AUGGAGAAAUUUACCAUAUACAUCGAUAAAAACCCUGGAAAUACAUUAAUAAACGUCUAUAAUAAGGAUGGUCGACAUUAUUAUGACAUUGAUGAUAACAAAGUUAUUCUAACAGAAGACAGCUGUCCCGACGGAUUAGAAAUAUACAAGGCAAUAACUCAUAGCUUACAAAAUGGUGCAAAAAUUAAAUGCAUCAAACAAAAAGAUCAGAUUUUGUCAGAUUUUAACGGUGAGUAUGAUAGUGUUUCCGUCUGCUAUUGGAUGAAAGAUAGUUCCUAUGAGCACCCUCUCUUAAUACAUGUAAAAUGUGGAAAUUCUCACGCAUAUUUUGCUAAUAAUGGUGACAAUACAUGGAAAAAAAUUAAGAGAGAAGAUGGGAAGGAUACGGAACAACUAAAGGGUAAACUUCUAGAUAAGAAGCUCGAUGAAAUUAAUUGUAAUGUGAACUCGUUUAUUUACAUUGAUAUUUCCAGGACAUACAAAUACCCCUAUAAUAGUUACUGUACUUCCACAAUAAAUGUGAUUGAGGACAAUUCGAUGGUGGAAGAUGGUUUUGUUGCAUAUGAGCAUCUUGAUAACACUAGGACAUCCUUUGGUAUAAACAGAUUUUGGAACGGAGAAGAUUAUGUCAAGUUUGCCACUCCAUCUCUUACCGUUUAUAGCGUGUCUAAAGUAGUCGUUUGGUUUUGGAUUAGGGACAUUGAGAAAAAGAAUCCUCUGCUAAUUUGCAUAAAGUCCGGAAACACCCUCUUUUAUUACUCUCACAGUACAAACGAACUCUGGAGCACAAUACAGAUUAGAGUGUUGCAUAUUUCAAGAGUACUUGAUCUAGAAAAUUGCAGAAGGAAUAAUGCCCAUAUUUUGGAUAUUUCAGAUUAUACAACAAAUGCAGAAUGUACAGUUUGUCAAAAAGAGCUUUCUAGAGUAUUAAAGUCUAAGAACUCAUGCAAUUAUACCACUUAUUCUUAUUCUCCCAAAUAUAGUGACAAAAACAACAUUUCAAUUGCAUUCUUCGUGGUUUUUGACACUCGUCAAAUAGGCUUACCAGUUGUUUCUGGACUCAGAAAUCUUUCCGUUUAUUACUAUCCAAAGGUAAAGGGAAUUCCUCUCCUUAUUAGUUUUCAGUCGCAAGGUGAAGAGUGGUAUGAGAGGACGAACUUAAAAAAUGUAUGGAGAAAAGUUUAUGAUAAAGAUGCUCUAAGAUCCGAUGAUUGGCCUAAUAGCCUGCUUCCAGAGCUGCUAACAAAGAUUGCCAUAAACCUAGAGAUAACAACUGGAACAUAUGUUCAUUUGGGAGAAACUGUAUAUGUAGAAAAGGAUGAAAUAGAAGGUUAUUAUUGUAAAUUUACCCACAAACUGAAAGGAGAAUACCCGUUUAUUAUGGAAAAUAUCACGCAUAAUAGGGCUAGUCUAGCUGGAAUACCCACAUCUGAUCCAAUUUUGAGCGUUUCAGUAGUAUACUGGACAGAAAGUUUUGAUUUUGAUGUUCCUCUCCUUGUAAUAUUAAAAAAUUGUGAUGAUAAGUUAGCUUAUUAUAUAAACAACGAAGACAUCUGGAAGCCUUUUAAUGGUGCCGAAUAUGAUAUUAGAGGGAUAGUUGGCCAGUACAACUGCGAACUAAAUGGAGUGCAUGCACUGGAUAUAUCAAAAAUGGAGUCAUAUAAAUGUCUCAAUCCUACUUGUUCCACAUUGAUUAGUGUCAGAAAGGAUAUAUCCAAAGAAAAUAUAAAGCAUGGAUUUAUCAAAUGUACUAGCACUUGUGACAAUCAAGACUCGUUUUCAGUACAUACCUUCACAAGCAACAAUGUUAAGCAAGAUGGUAUCGCACUUAAAGACAAAAUUUAUGAAUUUUGUACAUAUUUUUGCACAGAAAACAGUGGAAGUCCAGCACUGAUAUACUUUAGUAGCCCGCUAAAUUGUUGGUAUCGAAGAACAAUGGAACAUAAGAAUGACUGGGAAGUAGUAGAUUUGGAAUCUCAGCCUAUUAAUGAGAAUGAUAUAGUAAGCAUACAGAGAAAUAUACUGAUACCUAUAUCUCCAUGUGUAACGAUAGAAACCGAUAAAAUUUUAAGGAAGGGUGGAGUUAGCAAGUAUUACGACUAUGAAGCAGAAGUAGAAAUUCAAUUUACAGAAAAAGAUACAGUGCCAGGAUAUCACAAAUAUGUCCACGAAGUACAAAAUGGAACAUUUAUUCUAAAGCAUACACUCUAUGAAAACAUUGUUAUUGAGGAUGUAAUCUCUGAAGAUCCUCUGGAUUCUGUUUCGGUAUUUUACGCUUCUAACGAUAGUGAAAAGAGGAUUCCACUUCUUUUGGAACUGUCAACUUUUUAUGGAGCAUGCACAUACUAUGAGGAAAAUAUGGAGACCAAAAUGUGGACUGCAGUACCUCUUGGGAGUAUUUCUCGGUUAGAUGGAAAGAAUCUUGCGGAUACACUUGAUCAAAUAUAUAAAAGGUAUUUCCCUGUUCCUUCAUGUAAAAUAUUUUUGGGUAUUUGUGGAGCCGCAGGAGCACUUGGUCUUCUUUGGAACUUUAUUCCUCGUAUUAAAUCCGAGAAAAAGUUCUAUCAAAAGAUUAACAUGCUCACCUAUAAAUUGCUCUCGAAGCGAUACAAAAGUGUGCAAUAA